Rotaria socialis is the source of this 2739-nucleotide messenger RNA. The record is from the annotation of a GenBank genome assembly. Lineage: Eukaryota; Metazoa; Rotifera; Eurotatoria; Philodinida; Philodinidae.
AUGGAAUAUAGUUGGCUAGUCAAAAUGGAUAGAGAAUUACAUUAUGGAUGCAUUGAUUCCUAUGGUAAUUUAACAGCAUAUGAAUCCAACGGUACAUGCCGUAAAGCAGCUUAUGUAACAGCACUUUACUAUACAAUGAGUUCAUUAACUAGUAUCGGUUUUGGUAAUGUUGCUGCUAAUAGUGAUAAUGAGAAAAUAUUUACAUGUGUUAUGAUGCUUAUUGGUUCAUUACUAUAUGCAACAAUAUUUGGUAAUGUAACAACUAUAUUUACACAAAUGUAUUCAGCAACUGCAAGAUAUCAUGAAAUGUUGAGUAGUAUUCGAGAAUUUAUGCGUUUACAUGGUAUGCCAAAUCAAUUGAAUGAACGUAUUAUGGAUUAUGUUGUAUCAACAUGGGCAAUGACUAAGGGUAUUGAUGCAACUAAAGUAUUAAAUUAUUGUCCGAAAGAUAUGCGGGCCGAUAUAUGUGUACAUAUGAAUCGCAGCGUAUUCAACGAACAUCCAGCAUUUCGUUUGGCUAGUGAUGGUUGUUUACGUGCAUUAGCUGUUCAUUUUCAUAUAAAUCAUUCUGCACCUGGUGACAUGUUGUAUCAUUGCGGUGAAAGUCUUGAUAUGUUAUGUUUUAUUGUAUCGGGCUCAUUGGAAGUUAUACAAGAUGAUGAAGUUUUAGCUAUACUUAGUACAAAUGAUGUAUUUGGCGAUGAUUUUUGGAGUAAAAAUCGAGAUAAUAUUGGCCAGUCAGCAGCUAAUGUUCGUGCAUUAACCUAUUGCAAUUUACAUCAAAUACGACGAGAACGUUUACUUGAAGUAUUAGACUUCUAUCAUCCAUUUAGUAUUUCAUUUGCUCGAAAUAUGGUGCUUACAUAUAAUUUAAGACAUCGUGUUGUGUUUCGUAAAAUAGCUGAUGUUAAACGUGAACGUGAAUUAGCUGAAACAAGAAAAAAUGAAGGUUUCGAUCAGAUCAGUUCUGAUCAUCCUGUACGAAAAUUAAUAUCGAAAUUUCGUAAAAUUUCACAAGAAAAUCGUACUAAUUCACAAAGCAAUUCAAAUAUAUCAUUAUUAGGAUCAUUGAAUUCAACAUUAAUACAAUCACCGUCAUUACCUGUAAUACCAGAAACAAUUAUACAACCGCCUAGCGCAGAACCGAUGGAUUCUUCAUCGACAAUAACUAUAGCUCCGUUAACAUCUCUUCAACUUCUACAAUUGCCCAAUUCAUCAUCCAAUAAACAACGAGAUAAAUUAGAAACAAUAUCGGAACGUAUUGAAACACAAGGUUCUCAAAUUUCACAAAUAACAUCUGUUAAUCAAAGUCCACCAUUACAACGGCCACCAAAAUCUAGUAAAUGGAAAUGGUUAAUGACUGGUUCAGUAGAGCCUGAUAAUAACACAUCAGCAAAACCACUUCUUCCAAAUACUAAAAUAGCAUCAGCACCACAAGCGCUUAAAAAAACACCUGCGAAUCCAUUCGAUCAAAGAUUAUCUGAUGAUGAUGGACCAACGAAAAUUGGCGAGGGUAAUGAAAGAAGACAAUCUAUUCCACUGAGUUUAUUUAUACCAAGAGUAGUUCAACAUACAAGUUCAAAAAUAUUAAACGAAGAAAUCAAUGAUUCAAAACAAUUAGAAGACUCGCAUUCUGAUAUAAACUUAUCGUUUACACCAUAUCGUAGUGCAUCAACACAAUUUAGUGAUCAUCAAUUACUAUCAUCAUUACUAGAAAUAAAACAUGAUUUAAGUACCGAAGUACGAACAUUAACUAAACGUAUGUCGCACAUUGAUGAGCAGAUUGGUCAGAUUUUUAAUUUUCUUUCACCACUUAAUACAUCAUCGGCAACAAAUGAUUUACCGAAAAUUCCAAAAAUAGCCUCAUCAUCACCAACACUAUCAUAUACGCCACCUAAACCUCCGAGUCCUACUCCAACAACAUCAUUAUUACAAUUAAGUGGAACAGUAUCACAUGAUACAAAUACCAGUUCUAUUUCGACAUCACCAUUAUUUGAGACACCGUCAUUCUAUUCGAAUGUAAAUGCCAAUAUGUCAUUAUUUGAUGAUAAUCGACCAUUAGUAGAAACAAAAGACGUACAUGAUCUUUCUAGGCAAUCGAGAACUACUGAACGAUCAAUGGCAACAUCACCAAUUCAUCAAAUCAGUUACGAUGCUACUACAUUGCCAAUUCCAUCAUCAACAUCUGUUUAUAAUCGUUCAGCUAGCUCAUCGAUUGUUAGUCUAGGUGCCUCGACAACAUCUCGUAGUUCAAUAUCAAAUAAAAUAGCGCCAGCGCCAGCACCACCAUCACCUGUUAAUCCAAAACAUCCAUUAAGUACUAAAUUUCAACCUAUAUCAAAUACACGUUAUAAUCCAGGCCGUUCACCGAAACCAAAAAUUCGGUCUCAUCAUAGUCGAUCAAGUAGUAAACAUCAACAACCAGAGAAAUCAACAAUUAUUGAACUUGAAUCUCUAACACAAGAAGAUCUCUCUAAUAAAAAUGCUCCACUCUUAGCAACUAGUAAAAAACCACCAACGCCAACAACAAAAGCAAGUAGUAACGUUUUUCGUCGUUUCUUACCAAGUGGUAGUAGCACAGAAAAAGCCUCAAUGCUAUCAUCACCAUCAACUCUUCUCUAUCCACCGACAAGUGAUGAUGAACAUCCGAUGAGUCCUGCUAGUUCAGGCAAUGACGAUGAUGAUUACCGAUUACUAGCAUCAGCAUCUAGUAAGUAUGAUCAUCAAACAUCUCUAUAA